Messenger RNA from Tremella mesenterica DSM 1558, 843 nucleotides. RefSeq lists its product as uncharacterized. The transcript is spliced from 2 exons. Bases 1 to 843 code for a protein of 280 amino acids. NCBI's taxonomy places the organism in Eukaryota, Fungi, Basidiomycota, Tremellomycetes, Tremellales, Tremellaceae. The record is from RefSeq and is a predicted model, not a curated record.
AUGGCAUGUCUCCUCUACCCCUCUCUCCCUCCCCCCCCCCCCCCUCCCCAAUCAAUCACCGCCCCAGACGAUCUCACACACAUCCGACAACACAUCCGUCGACUAUUCGAAUUUACCUUGAGACCGACCAAAAAAAACCCAUCCGCACAAUUGAAACCGCCCAGCAUGACUUUAUUACUUCAGAUCAUAUCCCUCUCCAUCCAAACCACACAAUACAAGGUCGUACCUUUCUCCAUAGGAACGGUGAACGUUCCUCCUCGAGCAAUGCACAACUGUCCACGACGGAUCGGGACGAAAAAUGACAUGGUCAUGUGUUUGGGGAUUGUCGAUUUAACUCUGUUUCCUCUCACCCGCACGGAUUCACUUCAGUUUGUCGUCAUGACCGAUUUCCCAGAUGCUCGACGAUCGUUGGAUAUAAUGGGAACGUAUCAAUUGGGAGUCUUGGGAGAUUGGCUAGGGGUAGAGUACGGUUCGAAAGAUUGGGGUCAAAGUUUGGAAUUUGACAUUUAUCCAGAACCUCAAGGCUUGUUGAAUUCACCCGGCUCGGGUAAAAACGCUCUAGACUUGCUUUACACUCUCUUGAUGCAACCUCCACAAACCAUUUUCCCAUUCCAGAUCGAUAUCGAACGCGAACGCGAAAGCGCCGUCUCCCCGACGUCAACGUCGACUUUGAAGGAUGAUCAUACUCCGUCUCGUCGGAUCAGAUUGGAAUUGGAACAGAUCACCACCACGCAGUUGGAUGUAUGGGCGAGAGAACGGGCUCAAGAGACGGAACGAGUCAUCAUCUCGGUCAGGGAACGUGAUCGCGCGUCGGAUAUCUUGGGUUAUAUGAACAUUAUUUGA